Messenger RNA from Adineta steineri, 2016 nucleotides. Lineage: Eukaryota; Metazoa; Rotifera; Eurotatoria; Adinetida; Adinetidae. The record is from the annotation of a GenBank genome assembly.
AUGGCUACAGUUUUAUCAAAUAUAACAUUCGAAAAUGAAAAUUUUGAAAUUUAUAGUUUAAUCUGGCUUGAUGCUUUGGUAAAUAGUUCACAAGAAAAUCGUCGAGCACAAAAACAACUUCGAACAUCAAUCAAUCAUUUAUUAUCAUUCGAAGAUGAUCAACUCUGUUUCGAUUAUCUGAAAUCUCGAGAAAAAGAUGAUCGAAUUAUUUUUAUUGUUAGUGGACAGUUUGGACAAACUUUUAUUCCGAAAAUCGUUCAUUUUAGACAUAUUAUUGCUAUUUAUGUUUAUUGUUUUAAUAAAGAUUUUCAUCAACAAUGGGCUAAGAAUUAUUCAAAAAUUAAAGGUGUUCAGACGAAAUUAGAUAUCAUCAUAAAUCAAAUUAAAUCCGAUCAAAAUCAACGACAACAUUCGAAAAUUAGUGAAGCUUUAUCGAUUAAAAUAUUUAAUUCAAAUACAAAAAUUGAAGGACAAUCAACAACAAGUGAUUUAGAUGGUCAAUUUCUUCAUUCACAAAUAUUAAUUGAAUGUCUUAUUAAAAUCAAAUUAAAUUCUCGAGAUGAAAAAGAACUUAUUUCUUUAUGUAAACAAUAUUAUGAAGGUAAUGAAUAUGAUUUAAAUAUUGUAAAAGAAUUUCAAACAAAUUAUUUACCUGAAAAAUCUAUAUGGUGGUAUACACGUGAAUCAUUUCUAUAUCGUAUAUUAAAUAAAGCACUUCGGACGCAAAAUAUUGAUUUACUUUAUUUAUUUCGUUUUUUUAUUUAUGAUAUUGAACAACAAUUAGAAGAAAAUAAAUGUAAAAAUCCAGUUCGUGUUUAUCGUUCUCAAUUAAUGUCCAAAGAUGAAGUUAGAAUAUUAAAAACAUCUAUUGGAAAAAUUAUUUCAAUAAAUUCAUUUCUUUCAACUAGUUCAAAUGCUGAACGUGCUCGUUGCUUUUUUUCAUGCGUUGAUUUAUCUGAUGAUUAUGAAAAAGUAUUUUUUCAAAUAAAUGCUGAUCCUCGAAUUGAUAAUAUUAAAGCAUUUAGUAAUAUUACAUCAUUAAGUUAUUAUUCAAAUGAAGAAGAAAUUUUAUUUAUGAUUGGAUCAAUUUUUAAAUUAAAUAAUGUUCUUCAAGAUACUGAUGGAAUUUGGAUUAUUCAAAUGAGUUUGUGUUCGUUUGAUGAUGAACAAUUACAAGCACUUUUUCAACAUAUGAAAAACCAAUUAGGUAAAGAAGAAACAAAUCUUCUUAAAUUUACUCAAAUAUUAAAAGAUAUGGGAAAAUUAGAAGAAGCUGAAAAAUAUAUUUUUCGUUUACUUAAUCAACUUUCAAAAGAUCAUAAAGAUAUUGCAUCAUGUUAUUUUCAAUUGGGAGGUAUAGCACGUUGUAAAAGUGAUUAUGAUUUAAGUUUAGAAUGGCUCAAUAAAUCUCUUCAAAUCAGAAUGCAAACAUUAGAAUCAGAUGAUCCAAUUAUUACAUCUAAUUAUAACGCUAUAGCGAUGGUUUAUCGAAAAAAAGAUGACUGUAAACGUGCAUUAGAAGCAUAUAAUAAAGCAUUGGUUAUAUACAGAAAAGUAUAUGAUGAGAAUCAUCCGACUGUUGCUCUGUGUUACAAUAACAUUGGUAAUAUUUAUAAAAAAGAGAAGAAAUAUUCUGAAGCAUUAGUUUCUUAUCAAAAAUCACUUUCAAUUCGAGAAAAAUGUCUUCCUGCUAUUCAUUCUCAUAUCGGUAGUUCACAUAAUAAUAUUGGUACGCUUCAACAUAUCUUACGUAAGAACGACUUAGCACUGGAACAUUUAUAUAAAGCACUUAAAAUUUACAAUAAAGCUCUUCCAUCACAACAUCCUGAUAUUGCAAUAGUAUUAAGGAAUAUAGGUGUUGUUUAUGAAGAUAAAAACGAUUUGAAGCAAGCGUUGUUCUAUUUUAAAAAAGCAGCGGAUAUUUAUCGUCAAUUAUUUAUACCAACGAAUUUUGAUGUUAUUCAGAUCGAAAAUGAUAUUCAACGUAUUUUAAAUCGACAAGAAGAACUCAUUUGA